AUGUUUGGACGAACUCAACACAAUGGAGUGGUCCAAGUGGGCUCUCGCACGUUUGAAGCGCAAGAAUUACAAAAGUUAAUUCCACAGCUUGAAGAAGCUAUACAGCGAAAAGACCAACAGCUGAAAGCGCAACAAGGAACGGUAGAGAAUCACAUACGACGAAUUGCUGAGCUAGAGGCAGAAGUAACAUCACUGCAGGUGGCUUUUCAAUAUUUUGUUUACCAGAUCUCUCAGUGA
Messenger RNA from Cooperia oncophora, 237 nucleotides. NCBI's taxonomy places the organism in Eukaryota, Metazoa, Nematoda, Chromadorea, Rhabditida, Trichostrongylidae. The record is from the annotation of a GenBank genome assembly.